Molecule: messenger RNA, 1824 nt
Organism: Motacilla alba alba
Lineage: Eukaryota; Metazoa; Chordata; Aves; Passeriformes; Motacillidae
Gene: GPR15
Product: G protein-coupled receptor 15
Exons: 2
Coding region: 39-1097 (352 amino acids)
Biological process (GO): immune response; G protein-coupled receptor signaling pathway
Cellular component (GO): membrane
Molecular function (GO): G protein-coupled receptor activity
Source: RefSeq, a predicted model, not a curated record
GGGGGUAGGGGAAGCUCAAAGCCUCCCUCAGAGAGAGGAUGAGGACAGCUGGGCCAGAAAUGGAACUCGCCCCGCUGUCAUCCAUGGCUACAGUCACCUACAACUAUGACUACUACUACGAUGACCAAUGCCAGUACCAGCACCUGCAACAUAUGUCUACUUUCCUGCCUGUCCUUUAUAGUGUCAUGUUCCUGGUGGGUAUUGUUGGCAACUCAAUCCUGAUAGCAGCCUUGAUCUUCAAGCGGCGGGUCCAGAGGCUGAUUGACAUCUUUAUCAUCAACCUUGCAAUAUCUGACUUCAUCUUCCUCAUCACACUGCCUUUCUGGGUGGACAUGGAGGUGUCAGACGAGAGCUGGAGGGUAGGAUCUUUCCUCUGCAAAGCUAGUUCCUAUGUCAUCUCAGUCAACAUGUACUGCAGCAUCCUGCUUCUCACCUGUAUGAGUGCUGACCGGUACCUCGCUAUCAUGCACCCCUCUGUCGCACGACGGAUCAGGACAAGAUACUAUUUUGGAGCACUCUGCAUCUCUGUCUGGGUAUUAUCCUGCUGCUUAGGGAUGCCAACCCUUUUGUCCAGAGAACUGAAGACUCAAUAUGGAAAGACUUACUGCACAGACAAAGCUGUGACAGAAGUUAAACAGAUCAUGUCACUGAUGCUUUUAAUCCUGGCCUUCUUCAUCCCACUGUUGAGUAUCUUAACGUUUUACUGCUCCAUCACCAAGAGACUCUGUGUGCAUUAUCAAAAGGCUGGGAAACGUGAUAAGAAACUGAGAAAAUCCAUCAAGAUUGUCUUCAUUGUAGUGGCAGCUUUUGUUUUCUCCUGGAUCCCUUACAACCUUUUCAAGCUUAUGGCCAUCCUUUUGCGACUCCUAAAGCAGCCCAACUGUUUUUCUGGCACGGUUGCCCAGCUGGGCAUGAAGGGGAGUAUGCCACCAGGAAGAGGAAGCGCUCCGAGUCCCUCUGACUGCGAGCUGGGACUGUGGAGGAAGGAACUUCUUCCCCCAAAGAUGGCAGGAAAAGAAAAGGAGAAAAGCAACAGAGACAGGUGCAAGUGUAAUGCAACCAGUCCUUCAGGUGGGAGGGAUUUUGCUUCCUUUUAAAUGCUGAUAGAUGGAAACCUUAACCACAGAAUUACUUUACAAGGAUUGCUGUGACAAUGCAUGGUGUGAAUGUAAAACCAUCAUACCAAGAAAUAGCUAGAAAUGCUUAUGCUGGAAUGCCAGUACAAGUGCUACAAACUACAGAAAAGAACCGUAUGAUUCAGUCAAGGCCUCUCCGCGACAAGCUUUGAACUUAUGCGUAUAUAGGUUUUUAUUCUGCGCAAGAAAGGCAACCCAGGCGUUUCUUUUUGGUUCCUAGCUUGCCCACAAAUAAUGCGCGAUGUACUCAAACCAACCUGAUGAAUUUUGGGGUUUUGGAGGUUUUUUGAACUUGAAAAUCCAAUAUUUUAUGAAUUUGUGUGUUACCAGUUCUCAUAACUCGAAUCUUGUGCAUUUUAACUCUCAGAUUUAGCUUCUUAUUACAGCAUUAAAUCUUUAGUUUUAAUUGUAAUAAUUAAAGUGUUUAGCCCCUCCGAUUUCAGAAAAAAACAGAACUUGAAGGCAGAGAAACCAGGAGACAAGCAAAACCUUACACUUAACCUUUCUCUUAAAGAAAACAAGACCAAAAAAGCACACUUGUGCUUUUUAAGACUUUUUUGAGCACCUGACACAAUUUCUGUUUUCUUGGGUCAGAACUAAAGAGUCACUGCCUUCUACUAAGGAGUGAGUUCUAGAGUGAAAGGUUACACACAUGCAAACCUGCUUAAAGGCUUCAAAGGGAAGACAG